Molecule: messenger RNA, 814 nt
Organism: Entrophospora sp. SA101
Lineage: Eukaryota; Fungi; Glomeromycota; Glomeromycetes; Entrophosporales; Entrophosporaceae
Source: the annotation of a GenBank genome assembly
AUGAAUUUUACAAUCCAUGAAGGGAUUACAGGAGAAGACCUAUUCUGGGAUAUGCCCAACCCUAACCCAAAAAAUCAAUUAUCCAACAAUUCUAAAAACCCUAAUGAUCAAUCAACAUCCAAGAUCUACCAAGAUAAUCAAACAGAUACAAACAAAAAUCCUGAAGACACUAACAUAGAUAAUAUAACAUCAUCAGAAAUUACUGAUGAUUUAAUGUCAGAUAAUGAAACAAUUGAAUAUGAUACCUCUAGCAUAGACACAAAUCAGGAAGAAACAGAUCACAAUCUAAUAAUAAUUCAACUGGAUCUUUUCAACAAACUAAUAAAAAUCGAGAAGAAAGAAAAAGAUAAUGUUUUCAAAAUGAUCAAAAUCAAAUUAGGUUGGGCUUAUUUCAAUCAAAUUGGAUGGAAAAACAUCAACCAUUCAGAUACCAUCAGAAAGCUACAAUAUAUUGCUGGUUUCAUAGAUGACAGUGAUAUAGCUUGCUUUGGUGAUGGUGAGACUGGUUGUGGUGAAACAGAUGGUGGUGGUGUUGGUGGUGGUGGUGGAACAGCUACAACUGAUAGUGGUGGUGGUGGAGCAGCUACAACUGAUAGUGGUGGUGGUGGAGCAGCUACUGCAACUGAUAGUGGUGGUGGUGAUGGAAUAACCCGUGGUGGUGGAACAGCUACUACAACUGGUAGUGGUGGUGGUGAUGGAACAACCCGUGGUGGUGGUGGAACAGCUACUACAACUGGUAGUGGUGGUGGUGAUGGAACAACCCGUGGUGGUGGUGGAACAGCUACAACUGGUAGUGGUGGUGGUGGGGCAACUG